Glycine soja is the source of this 1124-nucleotide messenger RNA. RefSeq names its product probable trehalose-phosphate phosphatase D. Bases 357 to 803 code for a protein of 148 amino acids. NCBI's taxonomy places the organism in Eukaryota, Viridiplantae, Streptophyta, Magnoliopsida, Fabales, Fabaceae. The record is from RefSeq and is a predicted model, not a curated record. Gene Ontology annotation, biological process: trehalose biosynthetic process. Gene Ontology annotation, molecular function: trehalose-phosphatase activity. The transcript is spliced from 5 exons.
UUUGUGAAUUCCUUGGCUUUUGCAAAAUCAGGAGAAUUCUUAGUUGCUGGAGUUGGACAUGUGAAAAUUUUCUCAAACUGUGUCCUGCUUGUAUGCUUUUUUUUUUUUGUAUACUAUUUACUGAAAUUUCGCUGGAAACACUGCCAUGGACAGAAAAGCUAUCUGUGAUGUUGGGGGUUAAGAUGAUUAUUUAAUGCUUUUCUCUGCUCCUUCAGUCUGAAUUUUCCCAUUAUGGUUGCAGACCGUUGUCCUCAAAGUUGGUAUGUCAUGUCAAGGGUGUGCUGGAGCAGUAAACAGGAUUUUGGGAAAAAUGGAAGUUUUAAUUCCAACAUUCUAACUCCAACCAUCAACUAUGGAUGCCACCUCCACUCUUCCGACACUGGCAUCACCGACAUUGCUUUGCACUCCUCCGGGAUCAAGUCAGAAAAAGGAAUAUACACCAGACAUAUCUGGACUUUGUGCAAUGUCGCGCUGCUUUCCAUUUCCACCACCAGGAUAUACAAACAAGGGAUAUGAAAAAGAAGGCUACAACAGAGGACGUGGAAUUACUGACAAAGAGUUGGGCAGCAUUGGCGGAGAAAGUUAGAUUGGUGCUCAAUGAGUAUCCACAACUCAAGCUAACCCAAGGGAGAAAAGUGCUAGAGAUAUGUCUAACCAUUAAAUGGGACAAUGGCAAGGCUCUUGAAUUUUUGUUAGAAUCAUUGGGGUACGAGAAUUCGAAUGAUGUAUUUCCAAUCUAUAUUGGUGAUGAUCGAACUGAUGAGGAUGCUUUUAGGGUAACAAAUGUUGCCACGCCUAGUUAGUUAGUUAGAGGUGUUCAUGUUAAACAUAUACCUACAGUUGAAGAUGAUAGAUACAUAUUAAAGAUUUUUACCUACAGUUAAGAGAUGUAAGUAGAAGUUAAUGACUUUUACCUACACACUAUACAUAGUAGGUAAAACCUAUAGUGACAGACAAUUAGCUGUCACUAUACAGCCCCUCAAAGUUGACGGAAGCAACGUCUGUAGGACAAAGUCUAUCAUACAUUUACCUACGGAUUUUUUAUUUAUAGUGACAGUUUUUGUCCGUAGGUAUAAGUCAUUUUUCUUGUAAGUCUCCUCAAUUUCAAUAGCUUCUUUCUCAUG